This is a messenger RNA of Theobroma cacao (cacao), 1493 nucleotides long. RefSeq names its product gamma conglutin 1-like. The record is from RefSeq and is a predicted model, not a curated record. Gene Ontology annotation, molecular function: aspartic-type endopeptidase activity. Gene Ontology annotation, biological process: proteolysis. NCBI's taxonomy places the organism in Eukaryota, Viridiplantae, Streptophyta, Magnoliopsida, Malvales, Malvaceae.
CUUAACCUUUUCCUUCUUCCAACUCAUGGCUUCUUCUUCCCUUUAUGUUAUUCUCAUCUUCCUUUCCUUCUCUCCUUUCAUCCUUAUAUCAGAAUCUCAAAAACCUUCCAAGUCAAACAGGUUUGUUUUACCAGUGCACCAAGAUAAAAAGACCAAUCUUUAUGUUGCUGACAUUUACAAGAGAACUCCUCCAUUGCAAGUCCCAUUUGUCGUGGACUUGAAUGGAAGGGUGCUAUGGGUUACUUGUAACCAAAACUACCUUUCAUCAACCUACCGUGCCCCUCGAUGCCACUCAACUCAAUGUGCUAGAGCCAGAACUCAAUACUGCCACACCUGCUCCUCCAAGGCUAGACCAGGGUGCCACAACAACACAUGUGCACUCAAGUCAGUGAACCCUGUGACACGCCUAACUGCCAUAAGUGAGCUUGCACAAGACGUGCUAUCAAUUCAAUCCACUCAAGGGUCUAACACUGGUCCCCUGAUUCGGAUACCUCAGUUCUUGUUUGCUUGUGAAUCUUCCUCUUUAUUGCAAAGAGGUUUACCAGGAAAUGUCCAGGGGGUUGCUGGACUGGGGAAUUCCCCUAUUUCUCUACCAAUACAACUUGCCUCACACUUCGGAUUUGCUGGCUUUGCUCCAACAUUUGCCUUGUGUCUAGCUCCUAAAGGGGUCGUUUUCUUUGGGGAUAGCCCUUACCAUAUGCUUCCUGAUGUUGAUAUUUCACGCCCUUUAAGGUACACUCCCCUGAUCAUUAGUCCACAAGGAGAGUACUACAUAGAAGUGAGAUCAAUCAAAAUAAAUAACAAGGAUGUUCCAAUAAACAAAACUGUGCUAUCAAUCAAUAAACGAGGCUUUGGAGGCACAAAGCUCAGCACAAUCAAUCCAUACACAGUUCUUGAGCACUCAAUCUUCAAAGCUGUCACUCAUUUUUUCACUAAUGAGCUCUCUGGUAUUCCCCAAGUAAAACCUGUAAAACCUUUUGGGGUUUGUUUUGGCUCGAAAAGUUUCAAAAGCACCAGGUUUGGACCAGGGGUUCCUAAUAUCGACCUUGUGCUCCAUAAUCAGCACGUUACAUGGAGAAUUUUCGGAGCAAACUCAAUGGUUCAAGCUGCACCAGGAGUUUCAUGCUUAGCCUUUGUUGAUGGAGGAGUGAACACUAGAGCUUCAAUUGUUAUUGGGGCUUACCAAAUGGAGAACAACCUCGUGCAGUUCGAUCUGGCUAGAUCAAGGCUGGGUUUCAGUUCCUCCCUGCUGCAUUUCAAGACUUCUUGCAAUAAUUUCAACUUCACUGCUAUUCCAUAGGGUGCAAGAGACAGUUUUCUUGAUCCUGUUCUGUAUGUAAACUUGGGUGCUGGUUAAUUCCUAGUAGGUAACCUUUGCUUGGCGUUAGUUUCCAUUUCCAACUAUGUUAUGAAUAAAACAAGAGCUAGCCUGGCCUUGUUUUUCUGUAUAUAUAUAGCAAUAAAAUGGCUAUCUCCAUAUGUUUGAGGACUAA